This is a messenger RNA of Coregonus sp. 'balchen', 5627 nucleotides long. The record is from the annotation of a GenBank genome assembly. Lineage: Eukaryota; Metazoa; Chordata; Actinopteri; Salmoniformes; Salmonidae.
AUGGCUGAUAAAGAAGGUAAUUUCGUUCAAAAGUUAAGUCACAAUUUACCUCAACAAGAAUAGCGCCCAGACCACUUGGGAAAACUAGCUAGCUAAGGUAGGCCAGGAAGGACGGGGUCUCCCGGCGUAUCGUGAAGAUAAUUCAUUCAUUAUUUUAUACAAUUGAGCAAGUUAGUAGUAGCCCGCUAACGUUAGCUAGUAAGCAGAAUGUAUUCUAAAGGUUAGCUACUAAAUUUAGCUUUGUUUUAUGUCAAGAGACAACUUGUUUGGGGGAGUAAUGAGCUAGCUCGGUUGGUCAAUACUAACCAGCGUUUGCUAACAACAACAGGGAAACCCUGUCAGUGUUAACGAACGUAGCUACCUAGUUAAGUUUACAGAACACUUACUCAAUGUUAAUAGGGUUCCCCUUCUCAAUCACACCUAUAUUUCCUUACAAUGGGUUGCUUCUAAUAUAUUUUACGUUCAAGCCUGUCUCACGUGACUUUCAUACUAUUUUACAGCUGCGUUUGAUGAUGCUGUGGAGGAGAGGGUGAUAAAUGAGGAGUACAAGAUUUGGAAGAAGAACACGCCCUUCCUCUAUGACCUGGUGAUGACCCACGCCCUGGAGUGGCCCAGCCUCACUGCACAGUGGCUGCCUGAUGUCACCAGGUGGGGUUCACUGUCGGGGUACCUCUAUAUAGGAAUACAUAGCUACAGGAACGGCGGGAGUAGGGGUGCGCCCCCACCCCCUGGUUUGCGUACCUUUGGAUGUUCAGAUGGGUUUAAUGGAAUAGUAACUGAAGUCUGGACACUGACUGUAGGGCUAUAACUACCACAUGUAGCCUAAUAUAAUAUUAAUUCCUGCAGAAUUAAGUAUUUAAUUAUUGCAGUAAAAUGAUACACCCAAUGUGAAUUUUGUCUUGGGAACAGGAGUGGAGAAAUAUGAUUUAUUGCAGACUCUUUAGAGAAUGGAAUGUGCGGUUAGGGACCGUGCAAAGGUGCUGUCUUUGUCAGUGACAUAAAAGCUGACCGUAGGCUAUUUCAACCACAUGAAAUAUGCAUCCAAGACAAACUGAAAUUUUAUCAGACUCAUGUUGGAUUGUUUUCACAGCUUUUUAUUUCCUUAACCUUUAAACUGAUGUCAAUUAGAUUUUCCCUGCAAAAUGUCCUUCUGCUGUUUUAGGUUAUUGCAUUUUCUCCCUGGUCUCUACACAUCCUAGCUCUGCAAGCAGAAAUGAAAAAACUUUACCGAUGUCAACUACUAGAUUAUUGUUGAUGCAUUCAUUCUAUCAAUUAAUGAUAUUCCUCUUUAUUUAGUAUUUUAGUUCAACAAGUAAUUACAGAAGAGAAGCUGAAUAUCUCAUUAUAAACAAGUUGACAAACAAAUAGCCUACCAAAUGUUGGAAAUUAUAAGCAGAAAAAUAUCUGAAUUAGGGGUGAAAGUAAGCCGGUUCGGAGUACCGGUAAAAUAAAUGGUGGGGGUAAAACAUGAGCCUAUCACAAUUAAAACAAAGAUGGCAAGAAAACUGUAGGCUAUUAUUACACCAUAAUGUGUCAUUACUGCCUGUCAACCGCAUGGAAAAAAUUAACGAAUGGACUUAAAAACGGGUGGUAUUCGCUCCAAAAUGCGGUGUGGUUCAACAUCUAAUCUGAGCACUAACAUUUUGCCAAGGCAGAGAUGACUGGCCGGGACCGUGACACUCGCGGAUCACAGUGGACGCAUCAAUCAAUUCAGGCUUCAAGUGUUCCUAAUGACAAAUGCCGAAUGUCAUUACAUGUCUUUUUUUUGUUAUUACCGUACACUAUUAUACCCAUUUUAUUUUUUACACCCCAUAAAAAGAAAAAUCAGGCGUCCCUGAAUAUAUAGCUAUAAUUCCCAAGAAUACCAGAUACUUGUGCCGAUCACAGAUCAGCCUUUGUACGCUGCCUUUGCAAGAUUACUGGGAGUGGGAAGGUUUCUUCAGGAAGAUUGUUUUCGGUCUCCAUAUGUGUUGUUGCAAAGAUAUCCUUGUGUGGACCACAUUGCGUUUCUAGCUAAUGCCCCCUAUUACAUAUGACAAGAAAAGUGUUAUUUAAAUGGACCUAUUUGUCUUGUAACACAUUUCUUUCUAUCCUUUUAGACCUGAAGGGAAGGAUUUCAGCGUUCACAGGCUGGUUCUUGGCACACACACCUCAGAUGAACAGAAUCACCUGGUCAUCGCCAGCGUGCAACUGCCUAAUGAUGAUGCUCAGUUUGAUGCCUCUCACUACGACAGUGAGAAAGGUGGUGAGGGACAAUGUUUUUGCUACAAUUACCUUUCUGCAUGUUUUCAGGCUUUGGUUCAUUCAAAAUAUUGUACCUGUGGUGAUAUACAUUGGUCAUUUUCUCUGUAGCUCAUUUCUCUGCCUCUCUCCCUUCAGAGUUUGGAGGCUUUGGCUCAGUCAGCGGUAAGAUAGAGAUUGAAAUCAAGAUCAACCAUGAGGGAGAGGUGAACAGAGCCCGCCACAUGCCCCAGAACCCCUGCAUUAUCGCCACCAAAACCCCAACCAGCGAUGUGCUUGUCUUUGACUACACCAAACAUCCCUCCAAACCAGGUGGGUAUUUAGAGGUUGGCCAGGAAGUCAGUCCUGCUUUCUCAUUUCCUUUGAAAUAACAUGUCAUUACCUCUGUAUUACAGAUCCAUCUGGAGAGUGCACACCAGAUCUGCGUUUGAGGGGACACCAGAAAGAGGGCUAUGGUCUCUCCUGGAACCCCAACCUGAGUGGCUGCCUCCUCAGCGCUUCUGAUGACCAUGUGAGUGACUUUUCACUUGACCCAAAGCAUGUGCUUGAACAGUCUUCUUCCCUGUCUUUCCUCUCACCUUCCCUUGUUUCCCGUCUGUCUGCAGACUAUCUGUAUGUGGGACAUCAGUGCCGUUCCUAAGGAGGGGAAGGUUGUAGACGCUAAGACCAUCUUCACUGGACACACAGCCGUAGUGGAGGACGUCUCCUGGCAUCUACUGCAUGAGUCGCUCUUUGGAUCUGUAGCUGAUGACCAGAAACUCAUGAUGUAAGGCUCCCUGAGAUGAGCAACUCCCCCAGUGGACAAUGGAUUUCAAUAGAAAAACAAGUUGCUAAGCUCGUAUGACCAAAAUGAGUUAUAGCAUCCGCAAUGUUUGGUGUUGCUUAUUGAACAAUAACAUUGUUUACUGUGCAGUUGGGACACGCGAUCCAACAACACGUCCAAGCCUAGCCAUGCUGUGGACGCCCACACUGCCGAGGUCAACUGUCUGUCCUUCAACCCCUACAGCGAGUUCAUCCUGGCCUCGGGCUCAGCAGACAAGGUGGUCUGGAUCUCUUACUGCUCUCAAUUCUUCAUAAUAAUGUAGUUAGUGAAGCAGUAGUGUUGAUUUAACUGGUUGUUGUGGUGGUGAUUGUAACGGAUUGGUUCUCCCAUUUCAGACUGUGGCUCUUUGGGACCUGAGGAACCUGAAACUGAAGCUGCAUUCGUUUGAGUCUCACAAAGAUGAGAUCUUCCAGGUAUGUUAAGUCAAUAAGCUGUCAAUUAUUCCCUUUGAAGUUUGUUUUGCAAAAGCUGUGUGUUUUGAACCAGAUGGUGUAUAUAUUACUAGGUUACUGGGCCCCGUGUAGCUCAGUUUGUAGAGCAUGGCGCUUGCAACGCCAGGGUUGUGGGUUCGUUUCCCACGGGGGGCCAGUAUGAAAAUGUAUGCAUAAGAUACGACUGCUAAAUGACGUAAAUGUCGCGUCAAACCCAUCUCUCCUCCUUUCCUCCCUUUAGGUCCAAUGGUCUCCUCAUAAUGAAACCAUCCUGGCCUCCAGUGGCACAGACAGACGACUCAACGUGUGGGACCUCAGUAAAAUCGGAGAGGAGCAGUCACCAGAGGAUGCUGAGGAUGGUCCACCUGAACUGCUGUUCAUUCACGGCGGUCACACGGCUAAGAUUUCAGACUUCUCGUGGAACCCCAAUGAGCCCUGGGUCAUCUGCUCUGUGUCUGAGGACAACAUCAUGCAAGUUUGGCAGAUGGUAAGACCCCAGGACAGAUGGGGCUCUGUCAUACAGUGGGAGGCUAUAGAGAAUAGUUACCGUAUUUUCCGCACUAUAAGGCGCACCGGAUUAUAAGGCACACCUUCAAUGACUGGCUUAUUUUAGAACUGUUUUCAUAUAUAGGGCGCACCGGAUUAUAAGGCGCAUAGAAUAGAAGAUAGUCAAACGAUUGACUGGGGUUGCGUUAUGCAUCCACUAGAUGGAGCUGUGCUAAAGGGAAUGUCAACAAAACAGUCAGAUAAAGUCAAACUUUAUUAACAUUUACAUUUUACAUUUUAGUCAUUUAGCAGACGCUCUUAUCCAGAGCGACUUACAGUUAGUGCAUACAUUAUUUUUUAUACCCCCCGUGGGAAUUGAACCCACAGCCCUGGUGUUGCAAACACCAUGCUCUACCAACUGAGCUACAUCCCUGCCGGCCAUUCCCUCCCCUACCCUGGACGACGCUGGGCCAAUUGUGCGCCGCCCCAUGGGUCUCCCGGUCGCGGCCAGCUACGACAGAGCCUGGAUUAAGCGUUCUGACAACUCCGUUCACUCCCAUGGUAACAUUGUUCAAACGUUAAUGUGCAUAUUAACAAUAUCUCCCAGCCUUGCUCACUCUUCUCCCAAACGUGGAGGGGAACUUUUCCCUGAUUCAGUAAACACAUAGUAAAAGAAACAGUCUGAUACCACUAAAUCAAACGUUAGUGCAUAACUCAACAUUGUUCAGUUACGUAUAACACGUAAAGCUCACUUUUUCAGUUCAUUCCCCGUCCACGAAUCCCUCGAAUUCUUCUUCUUCAGUGUCCGAAUUGAACAGUUGGGCGACUACGGCAUCCAACCUGCCCGGCUCCCUCUCGUCAUUAUCCGAGUCAGUGUCGCUGCUGUUGCCUGGCAGUUUAGAGAUUAUUCCUGCCUUCGUGAAAGCUUGGACCACAGUUGAGACUGAUAUAUCAGCCCAUUGAUUCAUUAAUGUUGAAUUCUCUCGCUGCUGCUCUAUUCCCAUAUUCUACUGCGUGACCGACAGCCUUGAGCUUGAACUCUGCGUCGUAAGCGUGUCUCUUGAAAGCUGCCAUUUUGGGGUCUUUAUACACAGACAAGUGGUGUGGGACUGUGAGUAAGCACAGUACCAGUGUUUACUGACAACGGUAGCCGUAAUGCUGCAAGCGGUGCGGCUUUGUAGUGUACCAGUCGUACUGAAACAUUUCAUUAUUAUUAAAUUGGUUUUUCAUACUGAAACAUUUUGACAGAGCGCCUUGAGCGGCGUGUACAACCAGCAUGGAUCAACCAAUUAACCAAUUGAUCCAUAUAUAAGGCGCUCCGGAUUAUAAGGCGCACUGUCGUUUUUGGAGAAAAUUAAAGGCUUUUAAGUGCGCCUUAUAGUGCGGAAAAUACGGUACAUUUAUUCUGUUCAUAUUUAUUCAUUUCAUGAGGCAUAUGUUUUGAAAGCUUGGCAGAAGCACUAGCACAUUAUUAUUAUUAUUAUUAUUAUUAUUACUGCUACUAGUAUUACUAUUGUACUGUAAUAUGUAUAAAUAAUUGUGAUUCUAAGCAGGAGUACUAAGAAUGUCUUUCCAUCCUCCAGGCUGAGAACAUCUACAAUGAUGAGGACCCAGAGGGAGCAGCAGACACUGAGGUCCAGGCAUGA